Heterotrigona itama is the source of this 4669-nucleotide messenger RNA. The record is from the annotation of a GenBank genome assembly. Lineage: Eukaryota; Metazoa; Arthropoda; Insecta; Hymenoptera; Apidae.
UGGCGUUGUAGUUGCUAACCUCAAAUUUAGGUCACGGGCCACGAAAUCUCGUAAGAUGCUUGCUCUAUUCAUAUACUUUGUCCAGUCUAUUCUAGUUAGUUAAUGCUAGGACCGAUCAUUGCUUAGUUCAACAGCUGGUAUUUUGUUGUCGUGCAAGUUAGAUAUUGACAGAAGAAAUGUUUCGAAAUUUUAUAUUAUUCUUCUAAAAAGAGACAUCUAAGAGAGAGAAAAUCUCUAAUAGCUUAUGGUCAAAAUGGUUAAUACGAAAGACAACGAUAUUAACCAAGGGGUGUUAGACUUAAUAAAUGAUAUUCAUUAUGGGGAUUUGAUAGAUAUAAUUAGGAGAAAUGGAAAAUAUUUAGUAGAAGCUAUUCCCCUUGAAUUUUCUAUUGGAAAUAUGGUUCGUAGAAUAUUACAAAUAAUUAGAGAAGAAUAUAUUUCUGAGUUAAAGAAUAACACUGAAGAAACGGAUACACAAGAAUCUUUACAUAAAAUUCUCACUGCUGAAGGUGAUCAGAAAGUUGAUUUUAACAUUUCCAUGCCUUCUCUAAAGUCAGUUAUCAUUGAGCAUAUUAAUGAAUUUGAAGUUGAUGCAGAAAAUAUUACACAGCAAGCAUCUGAACACAUCCAUGCGAAUGAAAUUAUUAUGACAAUUGGCAAAUCUACAUUAGUAGAAGAGUUUUUCAAGAAAGCUGCUGCAACAAGACCUUUUGAAGUUAUAGUAGCUGAAGGAGGACCAUCAUUAACUGGUCAUGAAAUGGCAGUAAAUCUAUCAAAGGCUAAAAUCAAAACUAUUUUAAUAUCAGACGUGGCAAUUUUUGCAAUGAUGUCGCGAGUGAAUAAAGUAAUAAUUGGUACACACUCUGUCAUGGCAAAUGGAGGAUUGAGAGCUAUUUCAGGUUCACAUACAGUUGCUCAAGCUGCGAAACAUUAUUCUGUCCCAGUAAUGGUCUUAUUACCAUUGUACAAGUUGUCUCCAUUGUAUCUUUAUUCCCAUGAACAGGAUGGUUUUAAUAAUCAUGUCUCACCAUUGCAAGGUGUAAUCGAUGGUGCAAAUAUAUCAUUGUUGGAAAGAAUUCAUGUAUAUAAUCCAGUUUUUGAUUAUGUGCCUCCAGAAUUAGUUACAUUAUUUAUUUCAAAUACGGGUGGAAAUGCUCCAUCAUACAUUUAUAGAUUACUUAGUGAACUGUAUCACCCAGAUGAUUAUGAAUUAUAAUAGAUGAAUUUCAAAACGUGUAUUCUUGUAUAUUUUUUUAUAAAUAAUCAUCGAAUCGUUCAUUUUUCUCAAAAGAAUGUUUUUGAUUUUAAAAAAAGCAGGAAACGAAAAUAAAGAACAUUAACAUUUAAAAAAUAAUUUUUCUAACAGAAAUGUUUACUUAUACAUUAAGAUAUAUAUACAAGUAAAUACAAACCUAUUUUUACAAAAAGUAUCUGGGUAAUCUCGUAAAUUCGAAAUUAUUAAAUAUUUAUUUAAAAAAGGAUAUCACAAAACAUUGAAUCUUAUUUUACAUAUUUGGAAUUUGGUUUUUAUGCUUGGUAUAUUAUACAUAAGGAUUCCAAUUGCUGCCAUCUUCAGGUUGUAAAGAACCUGUGACUAGCAGAAUUACGUCGAAAAUCCACCAUACUCCCACUCCUCCUAAUGUUAACAACUUGCCAACAGCAGUGCCAGUUUGUCCUAAACAAAACCGAUCCAUACCCAAGAACCCUAAUAGAAUGCUAUAUAAUAAAGUGGUAGCAAAAUAAUGAUCACUGUAUUUUAUGCAAGGAAUUCCUUCACGAGUAAAUGUCCUGGGUCCGUAACACUCGAUAUAUGGUAAUACAGUACACGACACUUUAGUUUUUUCAACAUCCUCAUAUCUGGAGCCUCCAAACUUUAAAAAGAAAUUUGCACAUUACCAGUGGACCUUCAGGUCUGUACUCUUGUUGAAUGUCUGUAGUAUUGUUUAUUAACGUAAUUCCUGAACAUAUUCGUAAAUGCCACGAGAGGUAAAUCAAAAGCAGAACAGAGUAUUGUAACCUCAUCUUGCCGAGUCUGACAUGUUUAAAUGCACUUCUGUUGUUCAAAGUUUGCCAGACACACCGACAAAUUAUAUAUUUUCAACCGUGUCAGUUGCAUUAAACGAGAGAUGUAAUUGUGUGCGAAAAUCAUUCUAUUGGAUCUAGGAUGUUCCGUCCCGAUCGGAAUCGACUAAUGAAAACGUGCUGCAGAUUACGCCCGCCAAUGACAACGUGCUUUCCCUUGUCGCCUAUAGUGACUUUUAAAGACGCGCAGUGAUUUUGGAAUCAUUCGGUCGUCCGCUCUGAAAGAAUUUAGUUUUGUCAAGAAACAGACGUAUGAUUCGUGUUCGGUGGAAGGUGCACACAGUGGUUGAGCCACGGUAAACAAAGUGAUUUUGUUUGCAUCGCAUAUCCGUAACUUGUUUCGAAGCAGUACACUUCGCAGUACACUUCAAUUGGGAAUCUGCGUAUAUGUACGGAAAUAUGCGUGAAAGAGAGGAAUUUUGUCGAAGUUUCCCACCGGGACAACCGAUCCAGGCACCGACGGCACGAGCUCUAGGCCUCGAUGCUUUGCACAAUCUUUGUAAAGAGAUCUAUCCGGAUCAAAGCAAUCCUCUCACUGUCACCGCUGUUGUAAAAUACUGCUUGGGCUUAUCGGAUUUGCACGGGGAUGGACGAAUACAUCCAAAAAGUGAUCCAGGUCGUCCAAGUGGUUUUGGAUUUGAGCUAACAUUUAGAUUAGUCAGAGAAAGAAACGAGAUGACACCUCCCACGUGGCCGGCAAAUGUUAUGCAACAAUUAGCAAAAUACGUUUUCAAUUCUGGUAACAUGUUGUUACCUGGCGACCAUGUUUCAUGGCAUGCACCUUUGGAUAAUGGAAAUGGUCGUAUCACGCAAAUUUUAAUGGCCAGAGAUCCACUGUUACCAGCAUCCAUAUCUACACCACACGGUGAUGUUUCAUUUGUUCAAAUUGUAGGAGUUACUUCUGAAGAGCUACAAGCUGCACAACACUGGAAUGGUUUAGGUCUUGUAAAUUUACUAAAGUCUAGUCGUGGUUGUGGGCCAUGGUUGGUAACAGAUAUGAGAAGGAUCUACUCUGUUAUGGAAGAUGAUCCCUCCAUAGCAGAGAAAAUAGAGACUGGUAUAGAAAAGGAGGGUUCUAAUUUAAGUGGUGUAUCUGCAAAAUGUUGGUGGGUUCAAGUGAACAGUGACAAAAGUACAGAAAAAUAUAGAGAGAUAAGAAAUGAAUCGGAUGAAGAAGACGAAGAUAUAAAGCCAGUUAUAAAGUCAGAAAGAUUGUCCCCUUGUGAGCAAGAUACAAAUGUACCAAACGAAAAUUUUGUCAGGGUUUUGCCAGGUCUUCAUUUGACAUUUAAUCUCGAAGCUGGAUCUUUGUUACCAUUAGCAAUAAAGGGCCGUGUCAUGCACGGAAGGCAUUUUACAUUUAAAUCAAUAUUGUCUCAUACAGCAAUAACAAUAGUUGCUCCCUCAGUCACUGGUACUCUAGUGUCUAGGGAAAAACCGUAUGUAGUUCAGGGACCAUGGUUGCAAGUUUUGCUUCCAGAAGAUUUGACUGAAAGGAUGGCUCAAGAGUUUCAAGUUUUAAAUUCACCAAGUCAGAUUCAAUUGCCGAAGACAUUUUCCUGGCCCGAACAUAAACUAGUUAUUACGGUUGUAAACGACUGAGAAAAUUAACCUAGUGCUAUUAAAAAUAUAGUUAAACUGAAUUAGGAUAAAUUGACGUAAGCAAAGUAUUAUUUACUCUCGUUACAAAAGCGAAUUUGGACGAUAUUAUUUAUAAUCAAAUUACGUCUGUGCGGUAAUCGAAUAAACGAUAAGACUUAUAAGACUUUACCUUAUCAAUGUGUGAAAGAAGAGAUAGGUUAUGAUAUUUCUUCAGUAGUAAGAAAUGAAAGAUAGAAUGCAUUUUACAGGGGAAAAUUUUUAUACAUCUCUCUCUUUUACAAAUUGAUGUGAAUUGUUAAAAAAAUUAAUAUUUAAUUGUGUACAUAAUAGAAUACAAAGUGUAAUUUUGUGUCCAAUAUACAAAUUUACACAUUGUUAUUUUAUAUAGAGAUCAGUUUUGUAAAUAGAGAACGUUGCUAAUCUCCUGGCACUGUGUCUGCCAGGAUUCUAUACCAAUUUUUACGAGAAUGAGAUAUGUACGAUACAACGAUAAAUAUAAGGAAUUAUAUUUAUAAGAAAAUAUAUUUUAUUUUCUACAAUUUUCUUGGUACAGAUUUUAUAUAUUGCACGCAUUAGAUGUGUGAUCAACUCCUUUUUACAUCUGCGAGACAGAAAGAAUAUUAGCAUUUAUUAACGUGUAAUUAAUUUUUAUGUUUUUCAAUAAUCCUAACGUAAAAAAAUGAUCAUUUUAAAUUUGUAAACCUUGUUUUUUGAAUUUGAAUGGAUGUUCUCUUUGCAUCGCAAUUGAUGUGCAUAUUUAAUUUCUCUUUCUUUUUUAAAUCUUUAUCUUUUUAUUUCCUAAUUGUUGAAUUCCUGUUUAAGGUUGGUCCGAGGUCGUUUCCGUCGAUUUAUCCUUUUCCCUGGUCUCCUCUGCGCCGGGCAAACUCCUAGUUCCAGUCUCUCCGCGUUAUUAUUGUUGUUUACGUUGGAACUCGCGUGUCGUGGAUUAACGAACGCAGCUAUUCGAGAAUUCUGAGAAAUACGU